UAAGCUGAGGCUCAACCGCGUCAGUAAGGCUCUGGUAACUGCAUAGGAAGGUCGUCGCUCGCUAAGGCUCCGUCAAUAACGUUGUCUGUUUGACUGACAUUUCUUUCUUGGAGCUUCGCUCAUUCUGUCUUGCUUCGCUUAAUACGCAGGUGCGAACAAUCGUUAAGAGCGAGCUUAACAAGUAACAAUAUGUAUUACUAUCCAGCUCACUACGAGGCUCGCUACGAACCCUACGACUACUACAACUACUACGACAGCCUCAAGUACCUCCGUCCGGGGUUUGUCACCACGCGCUACUACAUCGGCAACCCCUACAUCACCAGCUACAGUGACGGUCGCUUCGAGCUCCUGCGCCGCACCCCAGUCUAUUCUACUCUGAGGAGUAGGUCCGUUGAAAGGGAAAUCACACCUCCGAGGUUCGUUCGGGCGUCUAGCAUCCCUCGGCAAACCUCUCCACCCGCAGAAAAUCUCAGGCACAGUACUAGAGCAUCGAGUGUGCCUCCCACAGAUUCCUUCACUCCUUCCAUAGUGCACUACACUCCCAAGCUAUCGGAAAGCUCAUCUCCCGCAACCACUUUUUCGUACUUCUCCCGUCUUCCAGAAGUACCCGGUAAAAUGCCUGACCAGCCCAAGAGAAUCUUUACCGCAAAUCCUGUCUCGUUUGGACCUCGGGUCUACACGAAUCUCUCUGUAUUCCCCACCAUGAGGCACUCUUCAUACAGCCUCAUGACUCCCAUUGACCGAUUCAGGUACCGCACCGUGCCAACCAAGUCGUACAACACGUAUCCCAGCUCGUCGUACUACAGCUACCCCACUCCUACUAGGACCACGUCGAGCGCAUACCGCCAGAGCGACCUUUUCCCAACUCGCUUCCAGAUCGACCGACUCACGUCGCCUAGCGUUGAACGCUUUUACGCCGGUCGUCGGACACAAUAUUAGUUUUCACGAUGAAAUAGUACUUGUCUAAGGAAUGUCUAGGUAAGAGUCUGUGUGAGAUAGAUGUUCAAUGGAGUUUGAGCUCCAACUUAAUGGGAAUGGCAUGAGCACUUGCACAGUCAAUCGCAUCGUGCAUAAGUGGCUGAUUUCAUCGAUCGAUUGAUGUAUGAUUCAUACGCGGGGGGACUAUCACUGCAUUGAAAUUUUCAAGAUACGAUGAUUUCACUAAGGCUUAUCUAUAUUAACUCACUGCCACGCUGAAAGAUUUUUCUUCACCAUAAUUUUUAAUUCUUUGUUUCCGUUGGCAACCUUGCUAUUGGGAGAAUGUCAGGAUAACACUGGAUCUCCUAUAUAUAUCGAAACUUUAAUUUACUAGUGUGAGCUUAACUUCAUUUCUUUUGCGGAGUAUCUUUUCUGAAGGACAUGGAGGUUUCGUUGCCAGCUAUUAAACACGGAUGGAAUAUAUUAUAUAAGGCUAAAAACAACAAAUUUUGAGUUAAGAUUCGGAGGGUAAGCGUUGAGUUGUAGGUUGAAAAUGAGCGCGUGUUGUCAACCUACAACUGUGCGCUGAAAGUAAAUGUCCUCGCCGAAUAUAUAUCAAAACGUUUAAAGGAUAAAGAAAUUAUACGACGCUUUGAAUCCCACGGUUCAGCCACUUUCAUCGUAAGGCAUUCCUCAUCAAAUGUUAACUUUUUACAGUUAAGAAAAAAUCCAAAGAUGAACCAACAUGUCUAUUUUCUUUAUUUGCUUCUUUCUACGACUUCGAAUGUUUUCUAGCUAAGCUAUCCUUCUAUCGACCGAACCUUCCUUCAAACCUUUAUAAUGCGAGCAUAACUCGUUCUCCCGAGGAACUAUUCGUUUCGGUUAGAAGGCUAAUAGGCACGAACUGGGCCGUGAUGUAAGAUCUCGCUCGUGUCUCAUUAGUCUCAAGUCUUGAUCGAUUCCUCUCUCGAGACGAGUCCCAAAUAAGCUACUCUAAAACGUUUACUUGCUUUUAUGGCAAAAUUGUCGUAAUUGCGAAAAAAUAAUUACAGUUACG
Hyalella azteca is the source of this 1975-nucleotide messenger RNA. RefSeq lists its product as uncharacterized. The transcript has 3 exons. Bases 190 to 939 code for a protein of 249 amino acids. Lineage: Eukaryota; Metazoa; Arthropoda; Malacostraca; Amphipoda; Hyalellidae. The record is from RefSeq and is a predicted model, not a curated record.